Messenger RNA from Cucumis sativus (cucumber), 1141 nucleotides. RefSeq lists its product as hypothetical. The record is from RefSeq and is a predicted model, not a curated record. Gene Ontology annotation, molecular function: enoyl-CoA hydratase activity; delta(3)-delta(2)-enoyl-CoA isomerase activity. NCBI's taxonomy places the organism in Eukaryota, Viridiplantae, Streptophyta, Magnoliopsida, Cucurbitales, Cucurbitaceae. Gene Ontology annotation, biological process: fatty acid beta-oxidation. Gene Ontology annotation, cellular component: peroxisome. The transcript has a single exon. The coding region runs from base 168 to 884 and encodes 238 amino acids.
UGAUUGGGUACAGCAUUUUUUAGGCGUUUAUUUUAUGGCUUAUUACGGAUUACUUUAUUUGUGUUCACAUCUCCGAUACUGACCUUCAAUCGCCGCUAACACCCCAUACUCACUCUUUAAAAACCCCGCCGUCCAUUUUCCCCUCAAAUUCAUUCAAUUCUGGUCCGAUGUCUUCAUUACAAAGAAGAGGUAAUAUCUUUAUCUUAACCCUAACCGGCCCUGGUGAGCAUAGAUUCAGUCCUCACCUUCUAGAUUCUAUUCGAUCCUCUCUUCGUCAAGUCCGCUCCCAUGCUGAAUCCGCCGCCUCCUCUGGCACUUCCUCCAAUUUUGUCCUAAUUACCACCGCAGAAGGUAAAUUCUUCUCCAAUGGCUACGAUAUCGAUUGGGCAAAAACCUCAAUGAAUCAAAUGAUUCUCAUGGACGAUAAUUUGAAAUCCGUCGUAUCUGACCUAAUCACGCUUCCGAUGCCGACGAUCGCUGCUGUUUCCGGCCACGCCUCGGCCGCCGGCUUUAUUUUCGCGAUGAGUCACGAUUACAUCGUGAUGAGGAGAGAUCGUGGAUUUCUGUACAUGAGCGAACUCGACAUUGGUCGAGUCAUUCCGCAGUGGUUUGCUGUUUUGGUUAAAAGCAGAAUCGGAUCGGCGGCGGUUCGACGGGAAGUUGUUUUGAAAGCGCCGAAACUGACGGCGGAUAAGGCUUUGGAAUUGGGGAUUAUUGACUCUUCGCACGAUGGCGCGGAGGAGACCGUUGCGGCUGGCGUGCGAUUGGCGGAGGAUUUGGUGGCGAGGAAAUGGGACGGCCACACUUACGCCGGGAAUCGGAUGGAACUGCUGUCUGAGGUUCUGAAUGUGAUGGGAGCACGUUGCUCCGUGGCAAAGCUGUGAGGGUUUAGGAAACCGUGAGAGUGGCAGGUGAUGGGUAGCUUUUAUCGUUUAUUAUUAUAUCAUUGAAAUUACAUUAAUAAGCAUUUGUAAAAGGAUAGGAUAAAGUCGUUGGAUAAAUGGGAAAAUAUAGAAAGAUGAAAAAUAAAUAAAUAAUUUGUAAAAAUAUACGAACAGGUAUUAGGAAAAAUUGGUUAAAAUAGUUAUAGUAUUUUUCUCAGUAAAAAUAUUUUCAAUUCGAAAUUUCUUCUUCUUUAGUA